Megalops cyprinoides (Indo-Pacific tarpon) is the source of this 747-nucleotide messenger RNA. RefSeq names its product 60S ribosomal protein L13-like. Gene Ontology annotation, biological process: translation. The record is from RefSeq and is a predicted model, not a curated record. Gene Ontology annotation, molecular function: RNA binding; structural constituent of ribosome. Bases 58 to 693 code for a protein of 211 amino acids. NCBI's taxonomy places the organism in Eukaryota, Metazoa, Chordata, Actinopteri, Elopiformes, Megalopidae. The transcript is spliced from 6 exons. Gene Ontology annotation, cellular component: ribosome; cytosolic large ribosomal subunit.
CGCGAAUUCUUCCUUUUCAUCCCGGUCACAGCGAUAGCGGACGGGAACUAGGUAAUCAUGGCCCCCAGCAGGAAUGGCAUGAUUUUGAACCCUCAUUUCCACAAAGACUGGCAGAAGAGGGUUCGCACCUGGUUUAACCAGCCUGCCAGAAAGAUCCGCAGGCGCAAGGCACGACAGGCUAAGGCUCGCCGAAUUGCACCUCGCCCCGUGGCUGGCCCUCUUCGCCCCAUGGUCAGGUGUCCCACCAUCAGGUACCACACAAAGGUUCGCGCGGGACGAGGCUUCACCCUGGAGGAGCUGAAGGCUGCAGGUAUCCACAAGAAGGUUGCCCGCACCAUCGGCAUUUCAGUGGACCCUCGCCGGCGCAACAGGUCCACCGAGUCCCUCCAGGGCAAUGUGCAGCGGCUGAAGGAGUACCGCUCCAAGCUCAUCCUUUUCCCCAGGAAGGCAUCCGCUCCCAGGAAGGGAGACAGCUCUGCCGAGGAACUGAAGAUGGCCACACAGCUGACUGGCCCUGUCAUGCCCAUCAGAAACGUGCACAAGAAAGAGAAGGCCAAGGUGAUCUCAGAGGACGAGAAGAACUUCAAGGCCUUCGCCAGCCUGCGUAUGGCCCGCGCCAACGCCCGCCUCUUCGGCAUCCGCGCCAAGAGAGCCAAGGAGGCCGCCGAGCAGGAUGUGGAGAAAAAGAAGUAACAGUGAUUUCUGUGGUUCUGUCAAAUAAAAUAAAUACCCCGCUUUCCCAAAAAA